Messenger RNA from Drosophila hydei, 1189 nucleotides. It is a transcript of the gene VhaAC39-2, whose product is annotated as probable V-type proton ATPase subunit d 2. The coding region runs from base 62 to 1120 and encodes 352 amino acids. Gene Ontology annotation, cellular component: lysosomal membrane; early endosome; plasma membrane proton-transporting V-type ATPase complex. Gene Ontology annotation, molecular function: proton-transporting ATPase activity, rotational mechanism. The record is from RefSeq and is a predicted model, not a curated record. NCBI's taxonomy places the organism in Eukaryota, Metazoa, Arthropoda, Insecta, Diptera, Drosophilidae. The transcript has a single exon. Gene Ontology annotation, biological process: vacuolar transport; proton transmembrane transport; vacuolar acidification.
UUCACUUUGUAAAUCCAUUUAUGAUAUAUUGUAAAAUAACAACGAUUCUAUAAAAUAAAUAAUGUCGAACUGCUUGGGUUUCAAUAAAGAAAGCGGUUAUUUGGAAGGCUUAGUGCGUGGCUUUAAAAACAGUUUAUUAAAGCAGUCCGACUAUCUAAAUCUAACAGAAUGCGAAACCCUGGAGGAUCUAGUGCUGAAUAUACAAAACACAGACUAUGGCCAACUACAAGGCCACGAGGAUGAGACAUUGGACGUGGAAGUGAUUGAGAAGUGCUUGCGUGACCGUAUUGUGGUCGAAUACAAUUAUAUUCGGGAACACUCGAUGGAACCUUUGACCUCAUUCCUCGAAUACAUCCGAUAUGAGCACAUGAUUGAUAAUGUUGCACUGCUGAUGACCGGUAUGAGCAAUCAUCACAAUAUGAGUCAACUGCUGCCCAUGUGCCAUCCCCUGGGACUCUUCGACCAACUGGAGGCCAUCGAGGUGGCGAGCAACAUAGACGAGCUGUACAGCGCGGUACUGAUCGAUACUCCGUUGAUCAACUUCAUCGCCAAGGACUUCGAUAGAUCAGCAAUGCAUCACACAGAUAUGGAGAUCCAGCGUGGUCACAUGUUCAAAGCCUAUCUGGAGGACUUUUACAGGUUCUGCAAGAAAGUUGGCGGCACCACGGCCGAUGUCAUGGGCAAUCUCUUAAACUUCCAAGCAGAUCGCCGCAUCAUUUCAGUUACUGUGAACUCGCUGGAAAUGCAUAUGGAGUCGCUCAUGCGUCUUAGCUUAUACCCGAACUGUAGCUCCAUGUGCGAUCUAACUAAAAGCGCAUUAGCCAUCAGCAUGGACGAGGAGGCAGUGCAUUCAAUUCUCCACCGAAACUUGCAGUAUACCAACGUCCUGGUGAACAUUGAGAGGGAUAUGGAAAAUCUGAUCACCCUCGAGGAUCGCCUCCUCGCGAUGGAGGCCAAGCUGCAUGUAGACUCAUUUUUGCACCAGUUUCACUACGGCAUCUUCUACUCCUAUCUCAAACUGAAGGAGCUCGAGUGCCGCAACAUCGUCUGGAUAGCCGAAUGCAUUUCCCAGCAGCAGAACGAUAAGGUCAAUGCCUAUAUCCCUAUACCGAUUCACUGAUUUAACAACUUUUACAUUAAUUAUAUAUAUAUUGUCAAUCUGCAUUAUUGCUAAUAUAUAUUAUUAACU